Molecule: messenger RNA, 1020 nt
Organism: Miscanthus lutarioriparius
Lineage: Eukaryota; Viridiplantae; Streptophyta; Magnoliopsida; Poales; Poaceae
Source: the annotation of a GenBank genome assembly
AUGGAGACCGGAGCCGUGCGGCCCCUGCUGGUGGACCUCAUGGCCGACCCAGAGUCGGGCAUGGUGGACAAUGCCGUAUACACCCUCCACUCCCUCUGGGCUCUGGUGAGGGACGCGCUGCCGCCGUCAGGAUCGGGUAGUUUUAGUAGGCUGCUCGCCACUGAUCCCAGGAAUCCAAGAGCAGAUAACACAAACUUCCAGCACAUCCCAAAUUUCACACCCAACACUUUCAACCAGAAUCAGUUCCCCAUCCCACAACCACCAUUCAACCAGACUCAGUUGCCCACCCCACCACCACCAUUCAACUAUUUCCAUUAUCCCCAACAUAGUUCGCCUACUCAGGUCAUGCACAACCUGAAUCCCUUUGGUGGUGUAAGCAACCUCCAGCAGUGGAUGUUUGUAGGUGCUGCUGCUGGUGCAUCUUCACAUGGCUCAGAUUCAGCAACCCCGCAAUCGCAAAUAAGAAAGGUGGAGCAAGAUGACCAAAAGCAAGAUUCAAGCGGCAGCAGCCCGGAUGAAGGAAGGAGGGUUGUGAGAAUUAAUUACAGUGAGGUCGAGAACCUACGCCUUGUAAGUCUUUGGAUUAAGCAUUCGGUAGAUCCAAUUCAUGGCAUAGAUCAGACUGGAGAGGCCUACUGGAAGAAAAUAGCAGAAGCGUUUAAUUCAGGCCAACCUGAAGGUGAAAGAAGAAGUGGGGAAUCUGAUGACAUGCUCAUGGACAAAGCACGUGCCACAUUCAAGAGAGAAAACAAGCAAAAGCCCUUUACACUUGAAUAUGUCUGGAAGGUUCUGAAGAAAGAACCCAAAUGGUAUAGAAGUAUACCUGGUACAGAUUGUUCAGACAAGAACAAAAGAACAAAAGUAGAUGAAUCUGGAGCAUACACUUCAUCUUCCAACCAAGACACAGAUGAGGCGGAGACAUUCAAAGAAGUACGCCCAGAGGGGCAGAAGAAAGCAAAAGCUAGGAUGAGAGGAAAAGGAAAGAGAAAGGUCAUACCACAAUCUCCCCUAGGCUCGUAG